Molecule: messenger RNA, 1062 nt
Organism: Iphiclides podalirius (scarce swallowtail)
Lineage: Eukaryota; Metazoa; Arthropoda; Insecta; Lepidoptera; Papilionidae
Source: the annotation of a GenBank genome assembly
AUGACAGGAAGUUCUGUUGAUAUCGGAGUAUUAGAGGAAAAACCUACAUGGCUUCUACAUCCAAGAUUUUUUCCGAGUAAAGUAGGAGGAAAACCAGCAUGGCUUGAUCUUAAAAAUUUGCAUGCACCUGCAGAAUUAACCUGUAAAAAAUGUAAUGACCCUUUGGUGUUUUUAUGCCAAGUAUAUGCACCCUAUGAAGAAAAAGAAGAGAGUUUCCAUCGAACUGUUUUCAUUUUUAUUUGCCGGAAUGGAUCCUGCUGUCGUACAAAUUGUGCAGACAACUUUUUAGCCAUACGCUGUCAAUUAUCACGCAAAAAUGAUUUCUAUUCAUUCGAGCCAUAUGAAGAAAACGAGAAUGAGCAAUUUUCUAUGGCAAAAUGGCCCAAAUUAUGCAAUGUCUGUGGAUUAAAGGGACCUUCACACUGUUCUAAAUGUAAAAAAUCAUUUUACUGCAGUCGUAAACAUCAAAUUUUGGAUUGGCAAAAGGGUCAUAAAGAAUAUUGUUCAAUCCUGCAGGUUGAUGAAAAUAACAAACUCCCCAAUUUUAUUGUAACAGAAGCAGGAAAACAAAUAUUAUUUAAAGAAUGGGAACUUGUUGUAGAUGCAGAAGAUGAGGAAAGCAACCAAAAUGUUGAUGAACAGCAUGAAAUGGAUAAAUUAAGAAAAAUGAUGAGUGAAAAGAGAGCUGGAACUCUAAGCAACAUCAGUGAAAGUGAACUAGAACAGUAUACUAGAAAAAUACCAGAUGAUAAACUAUUCAAUAAGUUCAGUAAAAGAAUUUCUCGACACCCUGAACAAGUUUUAAGAUAUGAUAGAGGUGGUAAACCUUUGUGGAUAACUGGUAAUACAGAAAACAUAGUUAGUAUACCAAAGUGCCAGUAUUGUAAUGGUGAAAGACAGUUUGAAUUUCAGGUUAUGCCGCAACUUUUAAAUUUUAUCAAUGUUGGCAUUGAUUUUAAUAGUAUAGAUUGGGGCAUAUUGGUUAUUUACACCUGCAAAGAAAGUUGUAAUAAUGGGCCUGCUUAUAAGGAAGAAUUUAUUAUAAAACAAGAUUUAAGCAAC